AGUGUAACCGUCGGCUGUCUUCUGGUCUCAACUGUUCUCCAAAUGUCAACUAUCAAGGAACAACUUAUUCAGACUCUAGUUACGGAAGAAAAAGAUGCCCAGCGUAAAAUCACUAUCGUUGGGAUUGGUGCUGUAGGCAUGGCUUGCGCUAUUAGUAUCUUAAUAAAGGAUUUGGCUGAUGAACUUGCCCUUGUUGAUGUUGCAACCGAUAAACUGAAGGGAGAAAUGAUGGAUCUUCAGCACGGCAGCCUUUUCUUCAAUACUUCAAAGAUUUCCUCUGGAAAAGAUUAUAGAGUGUCUGCAAAUUCCAAAAUAGUUAUUAUCACAGCAGGUGUAAGGCAGCAGGAGGGAGAGAGUCGCCUUGCCCUGGUCCAACGUAAUGUGGAUAUCAUGAAAACAAUCAUUCCUACCAUAGUUCGUUAUAGUCCUGACUGUAAAAUGCUUGUUGUUUCAAAUCCAGUGGACCUUUUGACAUACGUAGUGUGGAAGUUAAGUGGUUUACCUGCGACUAGUGUAAUUGGAACUGGUUGUAAUCUAGAUUCUGCCCGUUUCCGUUACCUAAUUGGAGAAAAGUUGGGUGUUCAUCCUACAAGCUGCCAUGGUUGGAUUGUUGGAGAACAUGGUGAUUCUAGUGUGCCCAUAUGGAGUGGGGUGAAUGUUGCUGGUGUUUCUCUGAAGACUCUGGAUCCUAAAUUAGGAACUGAUUCAGAUAAGGAACAGUGGAAAAAUAUCCAUAAACAAGUUGUUUCAAGUGCCUAUGAGAUUAUCAAACUGAAGGGGUAUACCUCUUGGGCUAUUGGACUGUCUGUCAUGGAUCUGACAGGAUCAAUUUUGAAAAAUCUUAGGAAAGUGCAUCCAGUGUCCACUAUGGUUAAGGGCUUAUACGGAAUAAAAGAAGAAAUCUUUCUCAGUAUUCCUUGUGUCUUGGGUCAGAAUGGUGUCUCAGAUGUUGUGAAAGUUAACAUGAAUUCCGAGGAGGAGGCCCUUUUCAGGAAGAGUGCAAAUAUACUUUGGGAUAUCCAGAAGGAUCUAGUAAUUUAAGCCUUUUAAUGUUUCAUCGUUUUACAGAACAGAAGAUAGGAGACUGUGUAUUUUACAUUAUGAAAGUAUUUUUAUCUGAUCUGUAAAAAAUAAAAAAAUUUGAGACCUUUGA
Otolemur garnettii (small-eared galago) is the source of this 1153-nucleotide messenger RNA. RefSeq names its product L-lactate dehydrogenase C chain. The coding region runs from base 43 to 1041 and encodes 332 amino acids. Gene Ontology annotation, molecular function: L-lactate dehydrogenase (NAD+) activity. The transcript is spliced from 8 exons. Gene Ontology annotation, cellular component: cytoplasm. Gene Ontology annotation, biological process: carboxylic acid metabolic process. NCBI's taxonomy places the organism in Eukaryota, Metazoa, Chordata, Mammalia, Primates, Galagidae. The record is from RefSeq and is a predicted model, not a curated record.